Messenger RNA from Helianthus annuus (common sunflower), 2462 nucleotides. Its product is annotated as mucin-1. The coding region runs from base 442 to 2322 and encodes 626 amino acids. The record is from RefSeq and is a predicted model, not a curated record. Gene Ontology annotation, biological process: cortical microtubule organization. The transcript has 5 exons. Gene Ontology annotation, cellular component: cortical microtubule. NCBI's taxonomy places the organism in Eukaryota, Viridiplantae, Streptophyta, Magnoliopsida, Asterales, Asteraceae.
CUCUUUCUCUCUCUCCCCCCUGCUUUCAAAUUGACUCGACUCCUUCAAACUUUCUCUCUCUAAAAAACUCAUCUUCCUCACACGUCAAACCUCAAAGCUAGCUCUCAUCUUCACGUAAACACUGCUCUAAAACCUCCAUUUUCAUCUUCACGUAAACCUAUUUAUGCAUCUCUUCUUAACUUCUCCAGUUAAUUCAUAUACAGCUUCCAAUGCUUCAAAAAGAAAAAAAGAAAUAGAUUCCGAAAUGUUGUGUUCUUCGCAUUAGAACAAUUUCAGCUCGAUUUUCAGAUCUGCAGCUGAAAAUCUAAACAUUUACACCCUAUGUUCAUAAAUUAGGGUUUAGAAGCUAAUAAUUUAGGCGCGUGCUUUGGUUUUCGUGAAAAUAAUGUGUUUUGUUAGGGUUUAGGGUUUCGGAGUUGUAGAAAUUGUGGAUUUGUGGAGAUGAAUCGUAGCUUUAGGGCGGCUGAAAAGGAAAUGCCGGUACCGGAAAAGCAACGGCAGCAGCAAAUGAUGGGGAGUUUUAGGAGGUCUGUAGUGAAGGAGAAAGAAGAUGAGUUAGGUUUGUUUUUGGAAAUGAGGAAACGAGAUGAACGUGAUCAGUUGCUGUUUGAAGAUGAGUUUGAUUCAUCACUUGGAUCGGUUGAAGGAAGUUCACAUAUGUUUAGUAUGCCCACAGCCAUACCUGCUAGAAAGACCGGUGCUGAUGAGUUUCUCAACUCUGAGAAUGAUAAAAAUGAUUAUGAAUGGCUUUUGACACCUCCUGGCACGCCUCUUUUCCCUUCAUUAGAAAUGGAAUCACAGAAAACGGUCGUGGCUCAAGCAGGAUCACCCAAAGCUCGUCCUACUGCAAUAAGAUCUCGACUAUCAAACAAUCAUCCAGAGGCUACUGGUAGGAAUAAUUUGGUAUCUAGGCAGCAAGUGUCCUCUCCUGGAUUGAAUACUUCAAGUAGCGGACUCCGUAGGCCCUCCUCUUCAGGAGGCCCAGCUUCAAGGCCCGCUACUCCAACCGGGAGGCCUGCUACUCCCACCGGAAGGCCCGCUACUUCCAGCGGAAGGCCUGCUACUUCCACCGGAAGGCCCUCUACUUCCACCGGAAGGCCUGCAUUGGGGUCGUCAACUAGGUCGAUAUCAAACUCAACCAAAACAAUUUCGAACACAUCUAGACCAACUUCUACCGCAACAUCUAGGCUGACUUCUACUCCAUCAUCUAGACUGACUUCUACCGCGACAUCUAGACUGACUUCUACCCCAACAUCUAGACCGACUUCUACCCUAGCAUCAAGACUGACUUCUACUCCAACAUCUAGACCGACAAGAUCCUCAACUCCUACUUCUCGGCCCACCAUGGGUUCAAGUUCAACUAAGCCCACACUACCAGCUAGAUCUUCUACACCUACACCAAGGUCUACUGCAAGGUCUUCAACUCCCACAAGUAGACCGUCUUUACCCGUUACCAGACCCGCAUCACGGGCUGCAACACCAACCCGUAGGCAACCCACACUAACAACCUCAACAAAAACAUCCACUCCUACUGUCACAAAACCAGUAGCAAAUACAACAAGAAGUGGCGGUGCACCACCACCGCCACGGUCUAGUUCUCCUAGUGUAAGACCGAAACCAUGGAAACCUCACGAGAUGCCCGGUUACUCUCUUGACGCACCGCCAAAUUUACGGACUUCAGUUUCUGAUAGGCCCCCUUCGGUUACAAGGGGAAGGCCGGGUGCACCCAGUAGCCGGUCUUCAUCCGUUGAGCCUGUGGCUAAUGGAAGGGUUAGAAGGCAAUCUUGUUCUCCGUCAAGAGGACGGCUGCCUAAUGGUAUGAUUCAUAGUAGUGGAAGCUCGGUUCCUGUUCCUGCGUUGAACCGUGCGUAUGCUAAAGCUAAUGAUAAUCUGAAUCCUGGUUUGUAUGGAACAAAGAUGGUUGAAAGGGUGAUAAACAUGAGGAAACUGGUUCCACCAAAGCAAGAUAAUAAACAUUCGCCGCAUAGUAACUUGUCUGCCAAGUCAUCUCCUGAUAGCUCCGGGUUUGGGAGAUCACUAUCGAAGAAGUCGUUGGAUAUGGCUAUGCGACAUAUGGAUAUAAGGCGAACAAUACCAGGUAACCUGAGGCCAUUGAUGAAUAAUAUUCCAGCGUCAUCAAUGUACAGUGUGAGAACUGGUCCCGCAAGAAGUCGAACCGUCAGUGUUUCAGAUUCUCCUCUUGCCACUAGCAGCAAUGCGAGCUCUGAAAUGAGUGUGAAUAACAAUGGUCUGUGUUUGGAUGGAAACGUAGACGAUGAAAUCAACAGUGAAAGGCGUGUGCUCAACGUCCGUGGUAGGUGAUCCUUAGGUGACUCGUAAACUGAUUUUACUUAAUUUGUAUGUUAAUUAAUCUGUCCAGCAUGCUUAACCCAUGAACGUGAUAAAACCGGUAUCAUCUAAUUUAGUUAUUAGUUUGAAGCAAAGAUUACCUUUUUAACUUA